AUGGGAGUUUUCAACCUGAGCCCCUCUGACCCUUCAACAUUCAUCCUAAUGGGCAUCCCUGGCCUGGAAGCUGCCCAUGUCUGGAUUUCCAUCCCUUUCUCUACGUUCUACAUUAUCGGCCUCUUGGGAAAUUUCAUGGUUCUGUUUGUUGUGAGCAAAGAGCAGACUCUGCACAAGCCGAUGUACCUGCUGCUCUGCAUGCUGGCACUCACAGAAAUCGGCACAUCUACCUCCGUUGUGCUGAAGGCACUGUGUAUAUUUUGGUUGAAUUUGAAAGUUAUUACUCUGAGUGGGUGUCUGACCCAGAUGUUCUUCUUUCAUGCGGGUACUGUGAUGCACUCAGCCAUCCUUGUGACAAUGGCCUUUGAUCGCUAUGUUGCCAUAUGUAACCCUCUGAGAUAUGCCACCAUCCUCACUAACACACGAAUAGCUAAGCUAGGGCUCGUGGGUUUGAUAAGAGCUGUUCUCUUCGUUCUGCCCCUACCCCUGCUCCUGAGCAGGCAGACAUUCUGUGCCAACUGCAUUAUCCCCCAUACGUACUGCGACCACAUGGCUGUGGCAAAGAUGUCAUGUGGGGACAUCACAGUGAACAGGAUGUAUGGCUUGGUGAUACCAUUUGUAGUCAGCGUGUUAGACCUGACACUCAUUGCCCUCUCCUACAGUCUGAUCAUCAGGGCUGUCCUCAGAAUCCCAUCCAAGAAAGCCCACCAGAAAGCCCUCAACACCUGCACAGCCCACAUAUGUGUGAUGCUGAUGUCUUAUCCUUCCUUCUUCUUCUCCACUCUGACACACCGGUUUGGUCAGGGCAUCGCUCCCCAUGUUCACAUCAUCUUGGCCAACCUCUAUUUCCUCCUCCCAACCAUGCUGAACCCUAUCAUUUAUGGGGUCAAAAACAAAGAGCUUCUUGAGAAAGUGGGCAAAUACACCUGCAGAAUGUGCUCGCCUGGUGGCCACUGA
Messenger RNA from Chelonia mydas (Green sea turtle), 957 nucleotides. Its product is annotated as olfactory receptor 52N2-like. Gene Ontology annotation, biological process: G protein-coupled receptor signaling pathway. The transcript has a single exon. NCBI's taxonomy places the organism in Eukaryota, Metazoa, Chordata, Testudines, Cheloniidae. Gene Ontology annotation, molecular function: olfactory receptor activity; G protein-coupled receptor activity. The coding region runs from base 1 to 957 and encodes 318 amino acids. The record is from RefSeq and is a predicted model, not a curated record. Gene Ontology annotation, cellular component: membrane.